AUCGCAAUUCUGCUCUAUUGCUCCCACCCGUGUUUUGCAACACCAGACUGCAAGCGCCUAUGAACGUAUUAUUGCCUCUGGUUGCGCGCACCAUCGCCAUUUCCAUCUCCUCUUUUGCAACGCCGCCAGCACCCUCCCAUGAUACCGUACCUGGGCCCAGUUGCUCCCAACAUGGGCUCCUCUUCUCCCACUGUUUUGAAACCGGCCCCAGCACUCCAUUAUCCUUGAGAUCUUCACGAUUUUGCAAAAUCCGACCCUCCGCCAUCCAUAGAAACCCGAAAUCUCUAAGAGUUUUGCGAACCCCACACUCUUCCUCGCUGAAGCACUUCUCUUCCUCGGCGCGAGCGAGAGGGUUUAUACCUCAGCUACGAAGCUCGGCAACGUGCUUCACGUGUGCCCUUCAUCCCUCUAUUCCCCUUCCUUUGUCUCGCCUCAGCCUUCCGGCUCUUCUUCACCGCUACUCGCCCACGCCUACCGCUAACUACCCGGUAUCGGUCUCGUAUGAUACGGAGUCUGAUCACGCACCCGAGGCCGGUGUCACAUGCCCUCACCCUGCCGAAUCUUCUCUUCCGAGGAUAAAGACCUCCUUCUCACCGUUCCGGCGUCUUUCUUUCUUUCUUUCUUCCUCGGAGAAGUAGGAGGAGAAGGAGAAGGAGAAGGAGAGGUGUUCAGGGAGUGAUGAAACGCGACUGCUCCUGCUCCCAUGGCUGGGGUGGAGGAGUAGUGGAUUCGACACAUCG
Molecule: messenger RNA, 740 nt
Organism: Mytilinidion resinicola
Lineage: Eukaryota; Fungi; Ascomycota; Dothideomycetes; Mytilinidiales; Mytilinidiaceae
Exons: 1
Coding region: 60-638 (192 amino acids)
Source: RefSeq, a predicted model, not a curated record